GCUACCUGAGAUGUCGUUGUGGCAGGGAUCAGGUGGAAUUAGUGUAGAUAAACGAUGUAUUUCCCGAUUGGAUGGCCUAAAUAUCUAAAAGAAGCACAGAGAAAUUCCCCACCACUCCAAUAUGUUAUCAGUAACUGUGAUCGAAUGCUAUUUGCUGUCCUUACGGAGGAUACUUUGAGUAUUUGGUAUUGUAAGCCCACAGUACAGAUUGUGAACUACACCCAGUCACAGCGCGACCUUGCCUCCCUAGGGGGAUUCUGCCUGGCAGAAUGGAAGCCCGACUCUUCUAUGAUCGCGGUCAUGACGACCAAGCAACAUGUGAUGUUUUUCAAAGUGGACCUGGACAUUUCGGUUGCCAACCAUCACUGUCUGUAUGUACAGCAGGAGGGCAGAGCCCACCCGUCCAAACAGGACUUGAAUGGUAUCCCGGACAGUGACAGUGUUCCGGCCAUCAAACUGACCGCUGUGUUCCAGCUCAAGCUCUCCAGCCAAAUAACAUGGUGUUUAUGUGUGAGAGAGGAGCUAGUGGUUGCCACCGCUGAUGGAUCUUUGAACCGGGUCAAAUGGAAUGGCACUCUCAACGCCAAGGCUCGCCUAGUCCUUCAAGAUAUCCCUGUAUCACUAGACUUCCAGAAAACUAAAGCUGCCAAGCUGACGGCAGAUGACGGCCAUGUGGUCCACAUGGAGUAUAGCCCUAUCAUUGGUGGCUACAUCAUGGUGCUGUCAAGUGGGCGUGGCUUGUUUGUCAUGCCGCCCUCCUCACGGGUCGACAACAGCGUGGCUCAGGGUGUUUGGGUACAGGACUUGAAGGAUGCCAACUGUCUAUGUGUGAACCACCGGUACAGGUUGAUGGCCUUUGGCUGUUGCAGCGGUCAUGGACAUGUGUAUGUUAUCAAUGAAUUGGAAGGAACUCUAGAACUGUCACAUAAGCUGACCGUGUCCAGCAGGGAUUAUCCAGAUGCAGCACAGACUGCAGGGCCGGUACGCUGCCUGAAAUGGACACCAGAUGGCACUGCAUUAGCAAUGUGCUGGAGAAAUGGUGGUUUUUCCCUGUGGAGUGUGUUUGGCUCCUUGUUGGUGUGUUCUCUUGGCGGAGACUACUGUUUCCCAAAUGAUGGUGUACGUCUGUUCCCGCCUCCCAUCCGCUCAUUGGAGUGGGGCCUGGAGGGCUAUCAGUUGUGGAUGGUAUGUGAGACGGUAGAGACGGAGGAGGAGGGGUAUGUCGGUUACCAUGGACACCGGGAUAUGUCCCACAUCAUGCAGCUCCAGUUUGUAAAGAGUGCUUUAACCGUCAACCCAUGUAUGGCCAACCACGAGCAUGUUUUCCUACAAGGGGAAGACAAACUGUAUAUGAACACCAGUGAUGUUUCCCAGAAGUCUACUGGUCGCACAGAAUCUCACUUACUUGUGGGCAACAAACAUUGGCAGAUCAUACCCAUCUCCCAUAGCUACCUCGCCACCAACUGGCCAAUCAGGUAUGCGGCAGUGGACAGAAGUGGUCAGUAUCUGGCUGUGGCCGGUAAGACUGGACUUGCCCACUACAAUUUUCUCAACAGGAAAUGGAAGCUGUUUGGUAACGAGACGCAGGAGCGUGACCUAGUGGUGUCAGGGGGUAUGGCUUGGUGGAAAGACUUUAUAUGUGUGGCGUGUUACAACAUUGUGGGACAGAGAGAUGAGAUUAAGUGCUAUCCACGGAGCAGUAAACUAGACAAUACGUUUGCCAUUAGCACAAAGGUGCCUUCCCAGGUUCUGUUACUAAACACGUUCCGUGACAUUCUCAUUGUGUUCUGUAUAGACUCUCACAUCAUGUUAUACAACCUGGAGAGAAAGAAUACUCAGUCCAAUCCACUGUUGGACAUUAACAAGGUACAGGAGGUUUCCCUUAACAACUACGUUCCCCACCCCGUGUGUGUAACAGGUCUGGCCCUUACCUCACUGAAGACCGAGUAUGGUACAAGGUCACACCAUAACAACAAGGAGGCUGAGAGCCUUCUGCUGAGUGUGGCGGGGAAACUACUCAUGUUCCAGCGUGAUAUAUCAGGGCCACAGGUCAAUGAUCAAAAGUUGAAUCAAACUAAGCACAAACCGCCGCAGUUUUGUCCACCGUCAGUUGUAGCCACCAACGUGGAGAACAUGUGGACAACUUCACGAGCCAAUCAGGGUAAAAUGCAGCUAAUGGAGGCUUUGUGGUUGGGCUGUGGAGCUCAGGGAAUGAAAGUGUGGCUGCCACUUUACCCGCGUGAUGAAACUAAGACUUUAAGUUUCAUGUCCAAAAGAAUUAUGCUGCCGUUUAGGGUGGAUAUAUACCCAUUAGCCGUACUGUUUGAGGACGCUGUGAUAUUAGGAGCCGCCGGGGAUGCUUUAACUUACCAGCACAACUCCCCGAGUGAUGCCGCCUCCCCAAAGAAACCUACACAUUACCUCCCCUUCUGUAUACUGGAGAGAACUAGUCAAAUAUACCUACAUCAUAUUCUCAGACAGCUGUUACGGAGGAACCUGGGAGUGAAUGCACUUGACCUGGCCAGGAGUUGUACGGAGCUUUCAUACUUCCCCCACGUGCUGGAACUUCUACUACACGAAGUCCUGGAGGCAGAGGCCACGACUAAGGAACCCAUUCCUGACCCUUUACUGCCAAGAAUCGUUGCAUUUAUCCAGGAAUUCCCAGAAUUCCUACAGACUGUUGUCCAUUGUGCCAGGAAAACGGAGGUGGCUCUAUGGCCGUAUCUGUUUUCAUCUGUGGGAAACCCAAAGGACCUAUUUCAGGAGUGUUUGAUCAGUGGAAACUUAGAGACGGCAGCUUCAUACCUCAUCAUCCUACAAAAUCUGGAAAAACCCAUCGUCAGCAGACAGCAUGCCACCUUGUUACUUGAUUCAUCAUUGGAAAAAGGAAAAUGGGAUUUAGCUCGAGACUUGGUUCGAUUUCUUAAAGCAAUAGAUCCUUCAGAUGUUGACUCGCCCACCCACCUGUCCUCACAUGGUCGUGCCUCGGGCUACCCCAGCCCCCCCCUAUCCCCGCCUGACGCGGACGGCUUCAGCUUCACCAAUGUUAGCAAUGUCAGUAAUAUUAACCGUGUACGAAGCUCAAGUGUGACCUCUACAGACUUAGUUCAGAACGUCAAGGUCAAGGAAAAACUCAAACACACUGUUUCAGACAACCCAGCCCAUGGGAGAAGGAUGUCCCCAAAGCCUAAAGAUGAUUCCUCAGCCGACCAGGUAUAUAUAGAUAUUAUUCUGUGUCGCCACUGUCGACGCCUUACCGAGGCAAACAGGAUGCGAGACUUGGGCUACUUUGCCGCCAAUAUGGAGGAUUUUCAACUUGUGUCCUGGCUCAAACGAGAAAGGUUGCGAGCAGCGAAGGUUGAGGACUUCGUGACAGCUUUAAGGGACCUUCACCAGCAGUUCCAGUGGCCUUUCCCUAUACUAUCCUACUCUGCCUUCCAACAGCUUAAAAACAAAACAUUUUCAACUUCGAGUCUAGCUUCUGUGUCACUACUAGAGGAAGAGUUAGGGACAGAACUAGAUGGAUCUCCAGGGGAGAGAAGAGAGAGAGAAGAGGGAGGGACAUACAGCCAGUACCUGGGAAAUAAGCGACCGGGAUCUAACGACCAGAACAUAUCUCACUCCCUCUCCGACGACGUCUUCCUCAGACCACAGAUAUCACACACGGAGGAGAGCAGCCUAGCCACUAUGGAAGUGUCAGACAACAGUUCUCUACUGGGCGAGUUUGAGUACCUGGCUGAUGUCAGCAGCUGUAACGAACCUCUGUCACCGGAACUGGAGAUUCUCUCCCAAGAGAUGGCCAACAAGGGCCCUAUACAGUCAGAGCUGGAACUCAGGUACUUGCUCCAGAUAGCUUUAGAGGCAGGAUGUCUAGAGUGGGCACUCAUCUUCUCUGUAUUGCUGCGUGAUGCGUUGGCCGUGGUGAGGACCGUCAACACUGCCAGUAUGACAGACACACCCUUGGAGAUGGUGGCACGUAUGAGGGAAGGACUAUCUUACCUGGAACUGUGGUCAGAUACUGAGUGUCUGGGGUACAAGCCAUUCCUACACGCGAUUCGAGGACAGAUCCAUGUGUUAAAUAAACUGGUGGAACAGACACCUCCAACUCUACAGCUAAGCACCACGCCCCUAGAGAGCUCUCCUCUGGAUGAAGGUCAAAUAUCACCCGUGUUACAAGCCAUGCGCACCAUGGACAUUGAAACUGUGGUAGAGAAUGACAUUGAGAGCAAAGCCAAGGAGGAGAAGGGAAGUGAUUGUGUCAUAUCCUGAUAGUCAUUAUCAUAUCUCCCAAAUAUUUCUUGCAUUGACCAAAACACUUUGCUAUGGAAACAGCCAGCGGACCAAGAUUUACAUCAUCGUCAGUAUUCAUCAUAUGUUAUCUUGUCAUAUCAGUGAUCAGGACCCAGGAUCAUGAAGUGGUCUUUGACUUCAGUCAGACUUAAAAAUGAAAUAUUAAAACUUCAUUCUUAAGGAAAUUCCAAGUGCUGUUUGAUGUAUAUUAAUUGAAGGGUUCUGAUUUUGUUUGGCAGUUUUUCUGACUUUUUUUUCUGACUUUCUUGCCCAUUUACCACUGCAAAGAGUAUUUAUUUGUGAAAAAGAAAUAUGUCUGUUAUCACUUCCUGUUUUUCACAACAAAAUCUCUGCCCUGGGAUUUGACACUCGAAAUUCUUGAUAAAAAGCAGGAGGCUUAUCCACUACACAACAGGUUACAAUAUUUGGUUGGAAUACAUAGGAAAUGUAAUAAAUUUAAUAAAAACAAAAGCCAUGUAUACAGUAGGAAGGUGAUGAGACUCUUUACCUUAAGUCUAAAUUCUUCAUGAUCCUGUAGCUCGAUUUGUCAUGGGAUCGCUCGGGUGAUCUGUUGCAUCAAAUCAUGAUGAUGUUGAUUCAAAUUAUCGCUGGAGAUAUCCGCAUUUCCUCGCUGUGGUGAGAUACCUCGUCACAAUGUUAGAUCUAUGUAAGGAUAGAUAUCCGCAUUUCCUCGCUGUGGUGAGAUACCUCAUCGCAAUGUUAGAUCUAUGUAAGUUUAGAUAUCUCUCAUUUCCUUGCUGUGGUGAGAUACCUCGUCACAAUGUUAGAUCUAUGUAAGGAUAGAUAUCUGUCAUUUCCUCGCUGUGGUGAGAUACCUCAUCACAAUGUUAGAUCUAUGUAAGGAUAGAUAUCUGUCAUUUCCUCGCUGUGGUGAGAUACCUCAUCACAAUGUUAGAUCUAUGUAAGUUUAGAUAUCUGUCAUUUCCUCGCUGUGGUGAGAUACCUCGUCACAAUGUUAGAUCUAUGUAAGGAUAGAUAUCUGUCAUUUCCUCGCUGUGGUGAGAUACCUCAUCACAAUGUUAGAUCUAUGUAAGUUUAGAUAUCUGUCAUUUCCUCGCUGUGGUGAGAUACCUCGUCACAAUGUUAGAUCUAUGUAAGGAUAGAUAUCUGUCAUUUCCUCGCUGUGGUGAGAUACCUCAUCACAAUGUUAGAUCUAUGUAAGUUUAGAUAUCUGUCAUUUCCUCGCUGUGGUGAGAUACCUCGUCACAAUGUUAGAUCUAUGUAAGGAUAGAUAUCUGUCAUUUCCUCGCUGUGGUGAGAUACCUCAUCACAAUGUUAGAUCUAUGUAAGUUUAGAUAUCUGUCAUUUCCUCGCUGUGGUGAGAUACCUCGUCACAAUGUUAGAUCUAUGUAAGGAUAGAUAUCUGUCAUUUCCUCGCUGUGGUGAGAUACCUCAUCACAAUGUUAGAUCUAUGUAAGUUUAGAUAUCUGUCAUUUCCUCGCUGUGGUGAGAUACCUCGUCACAAUGUUAGAUCUAUGUAAGGAUAGAUAUCUGUCAUUUCCUCGCUGUGGUGAGAUACCUCGUCACAAUGUUAGAUCUAUGUAAGUUUAGAUAUCUGUCAUUUCCUCGCUGUGGUGAGAUACCUCGUCACAAUGUUAGAUCUGUGUAAGGACAGAUAUCUGUCAUUUCCUCGCUGUGUCGAGAUACCUCGUCACAAUGUUAGAUCUGUGUAAGGAUAGAUAUCUGUCAUUUCCUCGCUGUGGUGAGAUACCUCGU
Messenger RNA from Mizuhopecten yessoensis (Yesso scallop), 6027 nucleotides. Its product is annotated as RAB6A-GEF complex partner protein 1-like. NCBI's taxonomy places the organism in Eukaryota, Metazoa, Mollusca, Bivalvia, Pectinida, Pectinidae. Gene Ontology annotation, biological process: intracellular protein transport; retrograde transport, endosome to Golgi. Bases 55 to 4269 code for a protein of 1404 amino acids. Gene Ontology annotation, molecular function: protein binding. The record is from RefSeq and is a predicted model, not a curated record. The transcript has 32 exons. Gene Ontology annotation, cellular component: Ric1-Rgp1 guanyl-nucleotide exchange factor complex; cytosol; Golgi membrane.